GCCGAGAAGCAGCCUGUGCUCUUUCUCUCUCUCAAUCUGCUUCAUGUACUGUCUGUCUUCUCAGUAAUACCUUUCCUUCUUGCUGUGUCAGGACUUCAACUACUGCUUUUCCUUUCCUGUAUUCCGCUUAUGUUAUACACUCUUUUAUUUGACUUCUGCACUUCUGAUUUAAGGCUUGACAAGGAUCAAACAUGGGUGAUGCCCAUGGGCCAUCCAUUGGCCCAGCUGAUAUUCUCCUUUGUGACAGCUUCACCCAAGUGCCUGGAGAAGGAAUGGUCCUCUCGCUGCUCCUGACACAGAAAGAACUGAUAAUACAGAGCCUGGUCGCCACCUCAUCCGGAUACCCCCAGACAUCCUUCAACUUAGUCGACUGUGUCAGCUGUCACUCCUUCAAGGGUAAAGACCCCAAGGACAUCGGCGGGUAUUUCACCGUUGUCUUUUAUCCUCUUAGGGGGAUGUUAGGAUCUACAAACUACAGGCAGCGAAUUUGCAGGACAUUCCGGACAGAAGUGUCAAGGGACAAAGAGCAGAACAUGAAACUUGCCAGGACCUGGACAGAGAAGAUAAAGCAGCUGUCUACAGAGCCAGGUAAAGUGCCAUACCUGGUGCCAUCAGCAAUCCGCGUACUUGUGUUGUUAAAUCCUUGCGGGGGAACAGGAAAGGCUCUCACUCUAUUUGAGACCCACGUCAUGCCUAUGCUGACAGAGGCCAAUGCCCAUUUCACUUUGCUGGUGACAGAGAGGCCCAACCAGGCACAUGAGGUGGUACAUGACCAGGAUCUAUCUAACUGGGAUGUGAUCGCUGUAAUGUCGGGGGACGGACUCAUAUUUGAGGUCAUUAAUGGGUUAAUGGCACGACAGGAUUGGGCAGACGCCAUUAAAAAGCCCCUCUCUGUCCUUCCAGGUGGUUCAGGAAAUGCUCUCGCUGCAUCUGUCAAUUAUUAUUCUGGACACCAACAAGUCACGGGUAACAAACUCCUCAUGAACUGUGCCUUUAUCUUGUGUAAGGGUCAACCUCUCCCCCUGGACAUUGUUUCCCUGACCACCUUACCUGGAAAGAGGAUCUUCUCGUUCCUUAGCGUGGCUUGGGGCCUAAUUUCAGACGUUGACAUAGAAAGUGAGAAAUACAGAUUUAUGGGCUACGCCCGUUUCUCCGUAGGGACUUUUGUGCGUCUGACUGCAUUGCGGACUUACUCUGGACGUCUCUCAUUCCUGCCAGCCAGCCCUGCAGAAGUAGAAAUGGACAAUGGAGGUAGCCCUACAGCAGACAGUGGAGUGCUGGAAGACCAGCUUCUAGUACCACUGGACCAGCCCGUUCCAAGCCACUGGAAUGUCAUUGAAGACCAGUUUGUCCUGGUUCUGGCACUCUACCAGUCUCACCUUGGGGCUGAACACUUUGCUGCCCCUAUGGUCAAAGGCCCUGGUGAAGGACUCAUCCACUUGUACUACGCCACCUCCAGAAUCUCAAGGGGAAGUCUUAUUAAAUUGUUUAUGGCUAUGGAGAAGGGAACACAUCUAGACCACAAUAUUCCCCAUUUCACUCACCUUCCUGUUAUGGCAUUUCGAAUAGAACCACAGGAAAGUACUGGUAUCAUGACAGUGGACGGAGAGGUCAUUCAAUGCAGUCCAAUCCAGGGACAGAUUCACAGGGGCUUGGGACGUGUGAUAUCGAUUGCUCAAAGUCCUAAUGCAAACAGUAAUGCUGCAUGAGUGUCAGAACCUUCAUGUUGAGAAGGAAAUACUAUUGUAUUCAUUAGAGUAUAUUUAACAAUGAAGCUUGCAUUGGUAGUGCAACUAUGUAAUUUAAAACAUAAAUAGCACAUGUAUUUCUUUCUAAGAUAUACUGCCAAGGAUCUGGUAAGUAUAAUACGACUGCAUCAGUGAAAAUAGCUGUGUGUAGGUGUUAAUUUAUACUUUGAGAAGACGAGCUGAACACGCUGUCUAGAACUUCAGCGUAGUAGAAAUUUCACC
Molecule: messenger RNA, 1970 nt
Organism: Nanorana parkeri
Lineage: Eukaryota; Metazoa; Chordata; Amphibia; Anura; Dicroglossidae
Gene: SPHK1
Product: sphingosine kinase 1
Exons: 5
Coding region: 192-1709 (505 amino acids)
Biological process (GO): sphingosine biosynthetic process; negative regulation of apoptotic process; cellular response to growth factor stimulus
Cellular component (GO): membrane; intracellular membrane-bounded organelle; cytoplasm
Source: RefSeq, a predicted model, not a curated record